GCGAGUAGUGUAUAGUUUUUUACGGGACUUGCGGUUACAGACAGAUACACGUUCCCGUUAUUUAAUCAUUUACAGACAUGAAAAGUGCUCGAUGAAGGCUUUCAUCAACAAUGGCUGUCGUGUCGUGGAAGGAGAUCUGUCUUCUGGUUGGACUGGUGGCGGUCUGCUACUGGAACAGCCUGUCUUGUGGUUUUGUGUUUGAUGAUGUAUCAGCCAUCUUGGAUAACAAAGACCUUCGUCCUUCGACGCCUCUUCGAAACCUCUUCCUCAAUGACUUCUGGGGGACACCCAUGUCAGAGGAGAGGAGCCAUAAGUCCUACAGGCCUCUGACUGUCCUUACCUUCCGCCUCAACUUCCUCUUGAGCGAGCUCAGUGCUGCGUCUUACCAUCUGCUCAACGUUGUUCUGCACGCCGCAGUCUGUGUCCUCUUCCUACGCUUCUGCCGUCUUUUCCUGGACCGCAGCUCCAGCCUGGUAGCGGCUCUGCUGUUUGCUGUCCACCCCAUCCACACAGAAGCUGUCACCGGAGUCGUCGGGAGGGCUGAGCUCCUGUCCUCUAUAUUCCUCUUAGCUGCCUUCUUGGCCUACACCAAGUCUAAAGCUUUGGAUCACUCCAUUGUGUGGACACCCAUUGCUUUGACUGUGAUCUUGGUUGCAGUCGCCACGCUAUGCAAGGAGCAGGGAAUCACUGUCAUUGGGGUAUGCUGUGUCUACGAGGUGUUUGUGGCUCAAGGGUUCACCCUACCCGUGUUAGUGGACACGAUGCUGCAGGUGCUACGAGGGAAGGACGGAGUGCCAUACGUUAUCCUACAGACUCUGCUCAAACUCAUCGUUCUCAUCAUCAGCACUUUACUCCUGGUCAUCGUGCGUGUGCAGGUCAUACAGUCACAGCUGCCUGUGUUCACCAGGUUUGAUAACCCCGCAGCUGUCAGUCCCACCCCGACCAGGCAGCUGACGUUCAACUAUCUCCUGCCGGUGAACGCGUGGCUCCUGCUCAACCCGUCUGAGCUGUGCUGUGAUUGGACUAUGGGCACCAUUCCCCUGAUUGAGUCUGUCUUGGAUCCUCGUAACCUGGCGACGCUGGUGUUCUACAGCCUCCUGGGUCUUCUGGCUUACCAUAGCCUUCGACACGCUCACAGCUCAGCCAAGACAGUGAUCAUGGCCCUCUCUUUCAUAGGCCUUCCCUUCAUCCCUGCAUCCAAUCUCUUCUUUCCUGUCGGCUUCGUGGUGGCGGAGAGAGUCCUCUACGUUCCCAGCAUGGGAUUCUGCGUCUUAGUAGCACAGGGCUUUAAAAACCUGUCGCAAAGAGGAAACUUGAAGAAAGUCUCCUGGUUGUUCAUGGGAGUACUUCUAGCCACACACGCAGUGAAGACUUUUAACAGAAACUGGGAUUGGGAGUCUGAGUACACACUUUUCACCUCUGCAUUAAAAGUGAACAAGAACAACGCCAAGCUUUGGAACAACGUUGGCCAUGCUCUGGAAAAUCAAAACAACUACGAGAGAGCUUUGAGAUAUUUCCUACAGGCCACCAGGGUCCAACCAGAUGACAUUGGAGCUCACAUGAACGUUGGAAGGACUUACAAAAAUCUUAAUCGGACAAAGGAAGCCGAAGAGGCGUAUCUUGUUGCAAAGUCCCUUAUGCCCCAGAUUAUUCCAGGUAAGAAGUAUGCCACUCGCGUCGCCCCCAACCACCUCAACGUGUACAUAAACCUGGCCAACUUGAUACGCGCCAACGACUCCCGUCUGGAGGAGGCUGAUCAGCUCUACAGGCAGGCCAUCAGCAUGCGGCCGGAUUUUAAACAAGCGUACAUAAGCAGAGGGGAACUCUUGCUGAAGAUGAACAAACCCACUGAGGCCAAGGAUGCUUACCUGCGGGCGCUUGAAUUGGACCGCACCAACGCAGACCUGUGGUACAACUUGGCCAUUGUCAACAUCGAAAUGAAAGAGCCCUCAGAGGCACUGAGGAACUUCGACCGUGCGCUCGACCUUAACCCACGCCACAAGCUAGCCCUCUUCAACUCUGCCUUGCUGAUGCAGGAGUCUGGUGAGGCAAAGUUCCGGCCAGAGGCCAACCGUCGGUUCCUCACCUACGUGGAGGAAGAGCCGAAUGAUGCCAACGGGUACUUCAACCUGGGCAUGCUGGCCAUGGACGCCAACGAGAACGUGGCAGCGGAGCACUGGAUGCGACGGGCCAUCGAGCUUCAGCCCGGUUUCCGCAGCGCCCUGUUCAACCUGGCUCUGCUCUACUCCCAGUCGCAGCGUGAGUUGGAUGCCCUGCCCGUUCUGGAUGACCUGCUCGCACACCAUCCUGAGCAUGUUAAGGGCCUGAUCCUCAAAGGCGACAUCCUCAUGAACCAUCGUAAAGACACGCGAGGGGCCAAAGCCUGCUUCCAACGCAUCUUGCGCAUGGACCCCACCAAUGUGCAAGCCAAACACAACCUGUGCGUAGUGUACUUUGAGGAGCGGGACCUCCCGAGAGCAGAGCGGUGCCUGGAGGAGACGCUCGCCAUGGCUCCUCACGAGGAGUAUGUUCGCCGCCACCUCGCCAUCGUCCGCAGCAAGAUCGCUGCCAUGAGCGCCGCCGGUAAGCCACUGGUGCCAGCAGAGGGCGCUGACAUCCAAAAGAAGCGGCUGCAGGAAGAGGAAGAGGAGGAGGAGGAGGAGGAGGGGGAUGAAGGCCAAGGAGUCAGCCCUAGAGCCAGGGAGGGGGCCGGGAAUGAUAAGAAUUUGCGGAAAUCCUCCCCCGCAGAAAGCUCAAGUGGUGGGGGCGAGGGCCAGUCAAAGAAGCUGGAGGCUAGCCAGCAUGACAAGCGGACUAAAACCAAAUCCACAAAAGAGAUUAAAGACAUAGAAAAGAAAAGAGCGGCGGCCUUAAAGAGACUGGAAGAGAUUGAGCGCAUAUUAAGCACAGAUUAACCUUGUUGUUUAUCUACUACCGGACUACUUUUAUAUAACAAUUUAAAGCGCAAGAGACAGAGACUUCGUUUUCAAAACAAGCCCUUGUGUAUGCAUGCUUUAAUGGCCCCCAAGUAUAAGAGUGAGCGCUGUAUUUU
Chanos chanos (milkfish) is the source of this 3052-nucleotide messenger RNA. RefSeq names its product transmembrane O-mannosyltransferase targeting cadherins 3 (gene tmtc3). Gene Ontology annotation, molecular function: protein binding; mannosyltransferase activity. Gene Ontology annotation, cellular component: endoplasmic reticulum. The coding region runs from base 111 to 2915 and encodes 934 amino acids. The transcript is spliced from 14 exons. NCBI's taxonomy places the organism in Eukaryota, Metazoa, Chordata, Actinopteri, Gonorynchiformes, Chanidae. The record is from RefSeq and is a predicted model, not a curated record. Gene Ontology annotation, biological process: protein O-linked glycosylation via mannose.